Molecule: messenger RNA, 2886 nt
Organism: Conger conger (European conger)
Lineage: Eukaryota; Metazoa; Chordata; Actinopteri; Anguilliformes; Congridae
Product: kunitz-type protease inhibitor 1-like
Exons: 11
Coding region: 243-1784 (513 amino acids)
Molecular function (GO): serine-type endopeptidase inhibitor activity; protein binding
Source: RefSeq, a predicted model, not a curated record
ACUCUGUCUGGAAGGAGCGGCGUAAAAUUUCACUUCCUGAAACUUAUAGGUAAAGAGGCAAACCAACGAAACAAAAGCUAGCACCUCGUACUCAGAACUAAAUAAAAUAUCCAAACGUAAGGUUUAGUAUCUUUUAUGUAAAUUCACGCGGUAUCCAGCGCACGGAAAAUAAGGGUCGCGUUUAAUGUAUCAAGCUUAUCCGUCGGAUCAAAGAAGGCGACGGUUUUAUUUACUGCCUUAGGAUGCCUCCGUUUUUAAUCGGACUGUUUCUGAGUGCCUCACUACUGCUCCAAAUUGGCUGUCCGGUGCGCGCCCAAGAGUGCUCAGUGAAGUACCAGGGUCGAGAAGACUUUGUGCUGGAAGCAAAUGAGUCGGUGAAAAAUGGGGGCGAAUUUUUCAGUUCCCCCAACGUACAGAGCGUACGCGAAUGCCUAAACUCCUGUUGCAAAAACCCAAAUUGCGAUCUAGCUUUGAUCGAGAAGGGACCAGAGGCGGAUACAAUCAAAGCUUGCUUCUUGUUCAUCUGUGUCUACAAGCAAAAGUAUGCUUGCAGGUUUGUGAAGAAGAAGGGCUUCAGCAGCUAUAUAUUGAGCUCUGUCUUCGCAAAGUACCUUGGUGCCCUGGAAGAGAUUCCUGGUGAUGAGGAUAAACACCCAAUCGCCAAUGGGGGGCCAGCUCGAGUGAUGCAACCAGGUCAGGUUCUGAUGCUGAACGGGCUUGAGAGUCGCGAUGACAAGGCAAUCAUCAGCUACAAGUGGAGCCUGCUCAAGGGGGACUCAUCAGCCGUCAUUAAGAAAACCGCAAUGGAUGACCAAGUGAUGGUGACCAACCUCAAGUCUGGAGUAUACGUGUUCCAGCUGAUCGUCACAGACUCGAUCGGCCAGUCAGACACGACACAGGUCAAAGUGCAUGUGCUGGACGCAGAGGAGUCUGACAGUUACUGUCGGGCCCCUCUGAAGAUUGGGCCCUGCCGUGCAGCCUUCCCUCGCUGGUACUAUGACCUCCAAGCCCAGGACUGCAAGCAGUUCCUUUUCGGUGGCUGCAGGGGUAAUCAGAACAACUACCUCUACGAAAAGGAGUGUUCCACCGCAUGUGAUGGAAUAGCAGCUUCAGCAAGCAGAAGUGCUCCUCUUCCGAAAGGUGAGGUGUGUGGCGCCCCCUGUGAGGCCGAGCAGUUCAACUGCGGGGACAACUGCUGUGUGGACGGGGAACCUGAGUGUGAUAAUGUGAACCAGUGCAGCAACGGCGUGGAUGAAAAGGCCUGCAGAAACUUGAAUUUAACCUUUGGCCGUCUGCUGGUGAUCCCUGUCAGCGAAGUGAAGGUGCGGCAGUGCUUCAAGUUUCCCCUGGUAAAGGCCCCCCCUGUCCCUGCAGCCCGCUGUACUGAGCCCCCUGAGACGGGCCCCUGCCGAGCCAGCAUGUCCCGCUGGUACUAUGACCCCCUCCAGGGGAAGUGCCUACGCUUCAACUUCGGAGGCUGCCGAGGCAACGAGAACAACUUUGCCGAAGAGGACAGCUGCAUGAACACCUGCCGAUCUGUGACAGAUAAGGACGUCUUCACGACUUACGUUGCUGGACGGUCAGGAGCUAGCACCGAUAAAGGCACGGCCGUCAUUGCUGUAGUUCUGGCCGUCGCCAUCCUGAUCUUGCUGGCCGUCUUGGGGUACUGCUUCGUCAAGCGCAAAAAGGAGCCGCCACGCCCGCCUGUGGCCGGAGCCACCCCGGUGUCCACCACCGAGGACACAGAGUGCCUGGUCUACAACAGCACCACCAAACCCAUCUGAGCCCUUGUGCCUGUGCCUGUCCCCCUCCCUCCUCCACUCUGUCCCCCCCGCAUCCCAUCCCACCCUGACCCAUCCAGACCUGGGUCAAAUAUGUGAUCGUGUUGGGUUCCAGCGCUUUCCUACCCUUUACUGAGCUUGUCUGGUGUAUUGGAACCUAUGAAAUACUGUAAAGUGUGAACCCCGCCGUAGCUCAGUUGCGCCAGGCAAGAUCAAUCAAGCGCAGAAAAGCAUUUGAAUCCGGAAAUGCUGCCAUUUUGUCCCUUCCGUAAACCUGUGAUGCCCCCGUCCCAACACCCUAAACGCACACUCAUACCCAGCAACCCCGGCUUGUUUUAACCUCCCUCUCCAUCGAUUGCAGAUACCCCCACUAUAUUUCUUUUAGUUAUUUUAGAGCCACUGCUGGGAGGCAUGGCAAGGAAACUGUUACAUCUGUAAAUAAGUGGGACUUAUUUAUUUUUAGAGUUUGAGUUUUCAGGGAUUUUUUUUUUUGUCCAUUCUUUUCCCAUUAGCUGAAAUGUUGAUACCUUCCACAUUGUAUCUGUCCAGUCAGUCUGUUGAAUACAAAUUCAUGAAUGAUAUAGUAUAUCUGUAUAAACCUUCAUCUCUAAAAUAGGGAUACUACCACUUUUUCCACUCGGGUUAUCUUGGUUUUUAACAACAUUUUAAAUGUGGAGGGUGUUUUUGAAAUGUGAGUUUAAUUGUACAUAAUUUUGUCUAUAUGAUGAGAAGGUAGACGGUUGUCAUUGUGAAUGCUUUGCCUUCCCAACACCCAGUGAAAACCACAGAAAAACCAAUUCAAAUUGGUAGCAUUUCAAAUUACUAGACACCAAAGUUGCAAUACCUUCUGUAUAUAGUGUUUUGUGUGUGUUGUUGAGUGGUUAUUAAAACUAACAGUGAAAUGUUGAUGUCACAGUCAAUUGCUCAGUGGAACUGAUGCUGAAGCAAAAUGUUUUGAUUGUAUUUGUUUAAGCUUAUUGAAGUCAUAUAUUCAUAAUAUGGCUCGGUUAUCAGCUGUUAGAAGAUUAAUAACAAAGCAUUUAUCUUUUAAAGCUUAAGAUGGUUUUUAUUUUCAAUAGAAUAAAGAUUUCCCACUUUGUGUAAA